This is a messenger RNA of Hypomesus transpacificus, 4033 nucleotides long. It is a transcript of the gene cables2b, whose product is annotated as Cdk5 and Abl enzyme substrate 2b. NCBI's taxonomy places the organism in Eukaryota, Metazoa, Chordata, Actinopteri, Osmeriformes, Osmeridae. Gene Ontology annotation, biological process: regulation of cell cycle. The record is from RefSeq and is a predicted model, not a curated record. The transcript is spliced from 10 exons. Bases 1 to 1497 code for a protein of 498 amino acids.
AUGCAAGAUCAAAACGGGUUACCAGAGCAGGCUGCAGAUUCCCGCCGGAGACAAGCCGCUCUACUGUUCCUCAGUAACAUUUCUCUUGACGGACGGCCCGUCCAGCAGAAUACGGAAAAUGGCACCCUUCAGGGACACAGACAUAACGACUUUUUGGGGACCGAUGUUGGCGCGAGAGUGUCCAGGUUAUCUGUGGAGUCGAAUACCUAUGGUACCUUCGCCAACCUGUCAACGUCAGUGAGCUGCAGCUCUGUAAGCCCUGUCCCGAGACUCGGGGUUCUCAACGUCCCUCCCAUCCUUGUCCUUCCCUCAUCGGACUCAGGGCUCAACCAUGUCGGGACCACUGAGGUAUUUCUGGAAAGGGGAAGAGGGUCUUUCUCUUCGCAGGGGAAUCUUCUUUCCCCGAGUCUCUUACCAACUCCUAUCGGCCCUAGAAAGUCAUCAACAUUGCUGUCAGUCCAGAGUUGUAACUCGAUGACUUCUGAGACCCGGCAAAGGACUCGUAACCUAUCAGGUUCUCCCAGACCCAGGUCAGUCAAGAAGGUCCAUUUCAUCAAGAACAUGAGGCAGUAUGACACCCAGGGCAGCAGGAUCGUGUUGAUCUGUGCCAAGAGGUCUCUGUGUGCUGCCUUCUCUGUGCUUCCCUAUGGAGAGAGUUUUCAUAUCAGUGAACCACUGGAGUCCCAGAGGAGACACUCAUCAGGAAACAUCUCCACCACUCUGGAGAUGCUGCCUGGCCUGGAGGGCUUUGAACUGGAUGCAUACGGCCGGACGGUGUCGUACGCCCAGUUCCUGUACCCGACCAACGCUCUGGUGCGCCAGCGCGCCUUGGGCUGUGACAUCACGCUCCAGAUCCCCAUGUCUCGCAGCAGCACCAGCAUGCCAGGGACCUGCAGGAGCUACGCCCCCGCACGCAUCAACAGCACCGUGGGCCUCGACCUCGGCCUGGAGGAUGUGUCCGACUACGACCCUAAUCUGCUCAGUGAUCCCCAGUGGCCCUGCGGCAAGCACAAGAGAGUGCUCAUCUUCGCCUCCUACAUGACCACGGUGAUAGAGUACGUCAAGCCGUCGGACCUGAAAAAGGACAUGAACGACUCGUUCAAGGAGAAGUUCCCCCACGUCAAGCUCACCCUCAGCAAGAUCAGGAGUCUGAAGAGAGAGAUGCGUUCGGUGGGGGAGGACUGUGACCUCCAGCCGGUCACCGUGGCGAUGGCGUUUGUUUACUUUGAGAAGCUGGUGCUGCAGGGUCGUCUGAACAAGCACAACAGGAAGUUGGUGUCGGCCGCCUGCGUACUAUUGGCGGCCAAAAUUAGCAGCGACCUCAAGAAGCAGGAUGUCAAACAGCUGAUUGAUAAACUGGAGGAGCGUUUCAGGAUCAGCAGGAGAGAGCUCGUUCCUUUCGAGUUCACUAUUCUGGUGGCCCUGGAGAUGGCGCUCUACCUGCCUGAGAGCAAGGUGAUGCCGCACUACCGCAGGCUGGUCAAACAGCAGUCCUAGACACCCAUACAGCCAGCCAGCCAGCCUGUCGUGCCCCCACUCAACCAGUCGUCCAGCAAAGCAUUCUGCUUCCAUCUUGUGGGCCUGGAGUCCAACUACAAGUCACAUGCUACUCCCAUGGAGAUCCGACCCCCCCACACACGGGCACCAUUCCAUCAUCUUACCCAAGCAGCUACACACCCUGGCCCUCAGGUGUCCCUGUCCCCUGGGUGUCACACUGGCUGAGAUUGCGCUUCCUGUCAAUCUCCACUGGAGGGAGCCGUUGAGCUGUGAGGUUCAGUUGGAGACUUGACUUCUAAUCAACUACCAAAAACCCUCCUUCCUUUAUCGUGAACAGAUUCAUUCGGAGGGGAUUAUUUAUUGUAUUUUAUUGCAACAUAAAGGUAUAUGCUUCUUCAUAACCAAGUAACCUCCUUUGCACUACCUAGAAACAUCCUUCACAUAGCCUAGCUACUCUGUGAUACUGUAGCCAUACCUCAGAGUACCCUCUAUAUUCAACUACACAGAAGGCUGCUCUUAAUCACAUGGCACUCAAACAAGAGCAAGUCAAUAACCAUUUUAUUCUGUAUCAAUACUGAUAUACAUUUCACUCAAAGUGUCCUUGGGUGAAUUUGAGCAGUGCAAAUAAAAUGUAUUAUUAUCAUAGUAUUAUAGACAAUAAUAUAUGUAUUUGUCUAAAUAUGUACAUGUAUUUAACCUCCUUAUUUAUCGCUUAUCGACUAAGUGAAUUCAAAAUGUGCUGAGUCAGGUAGUCUGUUCUACUGGUCACUUGAUUUACUCUGCAUAGUGUCAAAUUGACACGUCAUGCCAUUUAGGAGGAGAAGAACUCCGUCUGAUAUUGACUUACUGUCUCGAUAUAUAUACAGUCAUAUACCCUUGUAUUUUUUUUCUUUAUUUCUUUCAGUUUUACAUAUUUAAAUAUGUAGAAUUGUAUUGUGUUGUAGUAGUAGUAGUUGCAAUAUGGAUCUUCCAGACCUUGCACUGAGGUACAACAGUGUGUGAAAGGUGCGUCAUCUGGAUGAUGCUGUGCUCUAUGUUAGAGAUCAAUACCACAUGGAGGAACACACUUUUGUAGUGUAACGUGUCUGACUUGUGUGUGUGUGUGUCCUAUGUGCCACUGUAAUACCCAUCUUCUGUGAUAUAAAUAUUUUUUUUACUGUAUUUUUUACUUGGAUUUGGCUAUAAAGGGAGUCUUGGCUAUAAAGGGAAAUAUUCACAGUAUUUACAGUUAUCUAUGUCUUCCAUUGUUGUUAUUGUUGUUGUCGUCUGUUUUGUGUUGGUGACAAUUCAGACUUGUUAUCCGCCUAAGCAGCAGUGUGACAUUUGUUGUUGUUUGUGUUGUGCCUUUGUUUUGUGUACCUAAUACUAAGCACCUCCAAACAGAUUUUUUGCACUUUGCCUCCCUAAAGAAACACUGUGAACCAAACACGUUCAUGUUCUGUCUCAGCCAUCAAAGUGGGACAAAAUGUCACUUCGAUAUAUGUGAUGUAAUUGGCCUUAAUGAUGUUGAGAGAGCUAGUCAGUGCUAUCAGUGGCACGUUGUGGUCAUUGUUGCACAUUGCAUUAAGGGUCACUAGUUUAUUUAUCCAACUCCAAUCUCUUUUUCUCCCUGUCGCUCUCUCUCAACUCCCCCUCUUUCUCUUUCUCUCUCCCCUACCUUGCUCACCUGCUCCCAUAUACAGUAGUUCUUUCCUCAAUUUGUUCAUAAUCAAGCAUGAGUAUAAUCAACAAAGUGCCUGUUCAUACAGUCUAUCCUCCUGGUGAUCACCAUCACAUCCAAACUUAUUACACACCAUGUAGCGUAAAAGACUGCACACAAACAUUUUAUUUUUCCUCCAAGUAUGAACGUUUUCACUGUUGAUCUGACAACUAUGUUAGCAAACAUUCUUAGUACAAUAAGGCUUGUGACCUUUUUUUUAUAUAGCUGACACUGUGACUUUGACCAAAUACAGGGACAACAUGGCUGAAACCUUGCAGCGCUUCCAUAGGAACGGUUGGUAGUGGUGUGUUGUAGUUACCUGGUUAUCUAAGACAUCCCCAUCCACUACCUGGGAAUCCAGAUGGGCGGGGCAUUUAAGGGACUCCUAAAUUCCUCCCCAUUGGUUGCGUUGUCCCAGACAAUUUGAUGCAAUCACAAUCAUUGGAGGUCUAGAUUCCAGUGAUAACAUUUGUCGCUACUUUGAAUGGAGUAUGUGUGAAAACCUCCAACAAUUAUUGUAAAAUAAAGCAUUUAUACUUUGUGUCAAGUCAAGAUCUAUAUACAAAUCUAUAUAGUAUAUAGAUACACCGGAAUAUCUAUGGUUUAAACAGCUUAAAGCUACUUGUAUGGUAACAAAGCAUUUGAAUGGUUUGUAAUCUCAUUGGGAUUGUCAGUGCCCUUUCUUCCCCCUCAGUUCAUGUUCUGCAACGUUUAUCACUGAGUAAUGAUCCUAAACCCACCUGUGUGAUAUCUUGUCACACCCUUCUCCAGUACCACAGGAAGGACGUGUUUGUUGUUCUUCACAUGCAAAAGCCAACAAAAAAUAUAUAUCUAUUU